UGGAAGCAAAGAUGCACCAGACGAUCCGCGGGAGCCGAAGUAGCAAAUUUGUUUUUAUGCAUGUAACCAAUCAAAACACGCCACUUGUCCUGCAUUACAUAUACAAGCAGAGAAGUGUGGAGCGGAGACUCGGACUGAAUAUUUUAUUAUUUCUUGGUUCUCGUGCAUUAUUGUCUUUGUAAUCGGACGGACCUUGUGAUCCCGAAUUCUGGGUGGAUUUCAGAGCGUCCGAUGGGAGGAAUGAGUAGGAUAUUUAAUGGCGCGGGAGCGUUUUGCCGUCAAGCACCGGCGGAAGAACUCCGUCUUCUCCCAGCUUUCGGACAUCAAAAAUCACACAAGGAUAUAAUUGGGUUUUCAGCUAUUCUGUUUCUUGCGGGACAAGAUUUAUGAAUAAACAAAUGUUUUGGAUUUAAAUUCUUGUUUCCGUCACUUCUCACAAGUUCUUUCAAGAGUUGCACAGCUGUUCGGAGAGUUGCUAAUGGCGGGGGUUUCACUGUAGAGGGAGCCUCCUGAGCGCUGGAAGGGUUUAAUUUUUGUUAAAUAUUAGCCUCCCUUGCACUGGAAGGGUUUAAUUUGGUUAAAUAUUUCUUCUUUUGCCCUGAGAUCGCUAUGACUUUCAGCCUUUCCCGAUGGCUGUGGCGAAAGCGAGAUUCGAAACUCCGACCUGCUGCUUCUCCCGCUUUGGCGGAGCGGCGGCGGCAGGAGGAAGAUGUGGCGGGGACAUCGGGGAGGAGGAGUAGGAAGAGUAAGGGGGGAAAAGGAGCAGGGCGUGAUUCCAAGGCUCCGACUGAUCCAGAAUUUAACGGCGUGAUUGUGCCGGUGGACGGGGUUUGUAUGUCGGAUUCGGAGGAUUCCGGGGAUUCGGAUUGGUCAAUCGGGUGGUUCGAACACCAAUCCUCUGAGUUCUCCACUGAAACAGAGUCGGAGAGAAGUUUUGCAGUUUUGAUCCCCUGCUAUGGUCUCGGGGCGCUUCCUAAAGAUCCUCGGAAAAAGAAGGAGAAGGUUAAUGAUUCUGCCCGGCAUGAUGAUCCUCAGGGGCAGCUGUUAAAUGCAGUUCUCUCUACCAGUCCUUCUCAAGAUAACCAGAAGUAUCUACAGCAAUGGCUGGACUCUCAGAAGAACUACUGAAAACAGGGGGCUUGAAAUGUGCGUUUGCUACUGUGUUAGGGUUGUGAUAGGGUUUCUUCUUUGAGUGUAUCAGCUGCAAUAUAGGGUUUUCUUCGUCUGUACAUAUAUAAAAUAUGUAAAUAUCGGCUUUUAGGGAUUGGAGCAGCUCUGGAAUUAGAGCCAUAACUAGAAAACGAGAAAAAAAAUUUCUCUUUUUUUUUGAAGGACUACUUUUUGUAUAUAGAAUGAUUGAUGAUUGGUAGUGUACAUAUAACAGGCUCCCCGGCCUCCAAAUUGCUUAACAAAUUCUUGUCAGGGAAAGCUUUCCUGGAUCAAUUAUUUUUUAUUAAAUCAAUAUAUUUGUCUCCUUUUGAUGGGAGCUUCGGUGUG
Cryptomeria japonica (Japanese cedar) is the source of this 1497-nucleotide messenger RNA. RefSeq lists its product as uncharacterized. The transcript is spliced from 2 exons. NCBI's taxonomy places the organism in Eukaryota, Viridiplantae, Streptophyta, Pinopsida, Cupressales, Cupressaceae. The coding region runs from base 610 to 1128 and encodes 172 amino acids. The record is from RefSeq and is a predicted model, not a curated record.